This is a messenger RNA of Macadamia integrifolia, 1036 nucleotides long. Its product is annotated as disease resistance protein L6-like. The record is from RefSeq and is a predicted model, not a curated record. Gene Ontology annotation, biological process: signal transduction. The transcript is spliced from 2 exons. NCBI's taxonomy places the organism in Eukaryota, Viridiplantae, Streptophyta, Magnoliopsida, Proteales, Proteaceae. Bases 204 to 899 code for a protein of 231 amino acids.
UAUGUGACAAAACCUGGUGUAGUGGGGUUUUGUCCGGACUCCGAUUAAAAAAAAUGGAAACGUCACCGGAAAGUUGUAGAAACUAGGAACUUAUGCCUCCUACUCUGCAAUUUUUUUAGUGUAAAUGUGAGCAUAACUGAGGAGUAAGUAAAACUGCUCUGAUCUGCAAUUCCUUUGUAAUUAGAAGUUGUUGAUUGGCUGCAAUGUCGUCGUCGUCGUCGAAGAUUUUAGGAUACUUAUCAUCAUCAUUCACAUUUGAACGGUGGCGGCGAUCAACGACCAAUUUGAUAGGGUUACAGCUAAUGAGGUUCUGCAAUUCCAAAGUGGAUAUUCGUCUUCCAAAGUCGUUCUGCUUUGUCGCAUCAUCAUCUUCAGAAUCUUCUGGCGGCUCGAGUUAUGAGGUGUUCUUGAGCUUUAAUGGUAAAGACAUUCGCACCAAUUUCGCUGAUCAUCUCUAUAAUGCGUUGGUCGAUUCUGGAAUUAGAACUUUCAGAGACGACGAAGAACUCCGAAAGGGAAACGAGAUUGGUCCGGAGCUAGUCACUGCAAUCCAGGAGUCGAGAAUUUCCAUUCCCAUCUUCUCGAUGAACUAUGGUGCAAGCAAAUGGUGUCUCAAUGAGUUAACCGAGAUAUGUGAAUGUAGCAGAACAAUGAAACAGAUCGUUUUUCCCAUUUUCUAUAAAGUUGAACCAAGGGAUGUGCGAAACCAGAUCGGGGUAUAUGCUGAGGCCUUCGAGGAACACCAGAAGCGAUUUGAUGAGACAACUCUGCAGAAGUGGCGAAAUGCUCUGAAAGAGGUUGGAAAAUUGGAUGGAUGGCAUUCCAAAGAGGACACGGAACGAGUAAUGUUGAAGGACUUAGUCUUUACUUCAGCAGCAUAUCGAGGGGUAAAUGUUUGAUAAGUGGUAAAGGAUUUGCUGCAAUGACAAAACUGAGGUUACUCCAAGUUGACUAUGCAAAUUUUUCUGGGAACUUCAUGCACUCUUUUUCAGAAUUGAGAUGGCUUAGUUGGAAAGGCUUCUAUGACCAAUAUUUA